ACCUGGAGCCUAUCCCAGGGAGCAUCGGGCACAAGGUGUAUACCCGUCGGUAUAUAUCUUAAUUUUGAAGCUGUGAUCAAAGAAACACCAAUAUCUCUGCCGUCGUAGAGUCGAAGUUCCUGGAACUUCAUAUAACAAAUCACUCCAUGUAAUACUUCUCUCAAAGUAAUACACGCAUUUCUUAAAUCACUGACUCCGUUCCACACAGACAGCAAUACACAAUGACUUAAUAAAAUUCUAAUUCUAAAUCUUUGACUCCCUUCCAUACAGACAGCAAUACACUAUGACAUAAAAUUCUAAUUCUAAAUUCUUGAUUCCUACGAGUCAGGGGUGCGGCCACUGUUGUCCAGAAAAGCUGAAAAGACUCACACAGACCAGCCAGGAGACGCCAAAUUGUCGCGGAAAUUAGCAAGGAAACACUUGCAGACCUCUGAAGUCCUCUGAAGUCAGGGUGAGGCCACUAUUGUCCAGAAAAACUGAAAAGACUCACACAGCCCAGCCAGGAGACACCAAAUUGUCGUGGAAAUUAGCAGGGAAACACUCGCAGACCUCUGAAGUCCUCUGAAGCUGGCUACAAAUCUUUUUAGCUGGUAUGGAAAUCAAUGAAACAACUUUUGUCACCUUGAUCAACUCCAACUACUUCCCUGGCAAGUUGUGGCGUUUGGUGAAUGAUCCUCAGAUUCGCUCAAUCUGGUGGGACGACAGCGGGGAAGGAAUACUCGUCAAUCAGCUACCCUUUGAAGCUGAAGUGCUAUUGUCCCAACCCAGGCAGGUGACCGAGUACUUCAGAACGACGGACUUCAUCAGUUUCGUUCGCCAGCUGAACCUGUACGGAUUCAGAAAAAAACGUACAGACCUUGACGUCUAUGACAAGCAACCCAACGUCUCAUCCAUUAAGGACCAACUGCACCACUUUCACAACCCGUACUUCAAACGGGAUAAGCCUGAGCUUCUACUCAAACUAAAGAGACUCACGGCUCUCAACAAGGCCAAGCUCACCGGCAUAGAGGUGACCAGCAGGAAAUCAAAACGUUUCCAUCAUGUGAUGCUGAAUUCGCCACAGGAAACCCCUGCCUUAAUGAAAACAGGUUCAGUCUUGCUUGGACAUCAGGGAACCCCUUACCACCAUCCCUGUAAUGGCCCUCAGCAGGAGAAGGACUGUGACAGAACGUCCAAAUCCUCCCAAGCAUUUGUAGUGGGCCAUGUUGAUCCUUCCCCAGUUACUUUAAAUACUAACAACGUUGUGCCGGUCCCUGUGUCCCACCACUUCCCAGUGGACUCGCCGAGUGCAUAUCCCUCCAGCGUCAAGCACAUGCAGCAGGGCGUCAUACCUCAUCACUCACAGUACAGGUUUUACACACCAGUGUAUCAGCGCUGUAGCCCAGACUUCUUGGAUUCAAAAGUACCACGCUUUCAACAACGAGCUGCUUCCUACUCUCCUUGUGGCUAUUACCCUGACCACUCAGUCGGAUAUGCUCAUCCGAUUGAUCAGGAUCCAUACUGGAAAGCAGGUGAUGUUCCAGAGUCCAGGAAGAGUGACAUGAAAGAGAAAGAGGGCCUGGACACUAUAUUAAAACUGGCGGAAGAAAUCCAGGCCGAUGUCGAAGUUGCUGCAGAGAUCAGUCACCUGAUAAGACACAUUGAGCAGGGAGCGCAUUUUAUUUCGAGUGUAAUGACUGGAAAUGUUGCCUUUAAUCCUUUUCCUGACAAUGAUUCACAUGACAGCAACAUGAGUUGAUUUAUUUAUUAUCGCUUUCCAGGUAUAUUCCUUUGUACUCCUCUGUAUAACAGAAAAUAGGUAGCAAAUGAUCCUCAAUGAUCAAUAAAUUUCACAAUUUUUUCGGUAUUCUAUUGGCAAAUCAUUUUUUCUUAAAAACAGUUUUCUCAAAAACCCCCCACAUUUUUUCUUAAACGAAGCAAAUGCAAUAAACAAUGUACAAUUUGAAAAUUAUUAAUGUCUAGAAAUAGGUUUAUAAAUCUUAUUUAUUACUUACAGUAUUAAAUUUUUAAAAAUGUUUUCUUUGUUCUCUUAUGAUUCACGAUAUCUUUUUACAGCUACUGUUCUUUUAUUUGCUCAUGUGUAAAGCACUUUGUUUAUUAAACAGUGUUUGACGUAAUUAUAAAUGAUUAAAACACCUUUUAAAAUAAUUUCUUUUAAAAAGCAUUUGUGCAUGUCUUUUAUUUAAGAUAACUUAAACAAAAUGCUGGAUGUAUUAAUUAUACUUAUUCGAUUUAAAUAUUAUUUUUAGCUGUAGUUUGAUUCAAUAACAGUAAUAUUUUUAAGGCAAACUUAAAUAUUUUUUAAAAAUAGUCAUAUUUUAAAGCUGGUAUGUAAUAGAGAGACAUGUGCACACUGAAGCACUUUAUUUAUUAAAACUGAUUUAUUCAAUGAAACAA
Ictalurus furcatus (blue catfish) is the source of this 2397-nucleotide messenger RNA. Its product is annotated as heat shock factor protein 5-like. The record is from RefSeq and is a predicted model, not a curated record. Gene Ontology annotation, biological process: regulation of DNA-templated transcription. The coding region runs from base 593 to 1738 and encodes 381 amino acids. The transcript has 7 exons. Gene Ontology annotation, molecular function: sequence-specific DNA binding; DNA-binding transcription factor activity. Lineage: Eukaryota; Metazoa; Chordata; Actinopteri; Siluriformes; Ictaluridae.